UCCCUCUUUUCCUUUUCCCCAAUCUUCCUUUCUUUCUUUCUUUGAUAGUUUCUCACAGUCUCACUGGUCACAAGAAUUAGACUCACAAAAUAUAAUAUAAAUAUAGAGAGUAAAUCAAUGGCUUCAGCAGCAACGAGAGAGCUACAGAAAGAGCUAGAAGGGAAAGCCAAUGAUCUUAGCAAAAUCCAAAAAGAUAUAUCGAAAAACCACCAAGUGAGAAAGAAGUACACCAUCCAACUUGGUGAAAACGAGCUCGUUCUUAAGGAGCUAGAUUUGUUAAAUGAGGAUGCAAAUGUCUACAAGUUAAUUGGACCAGUGCUCGUAAAGCAGGAUCUUGCUGAAGCAAAUGCAAAUGUUCGGAAGAGAAUCGAAUAUAUUUCAGCUGAAUUAAAGCGUUUGGAUUCAACUCUUCAGGAUAUGGAGGAAAAGCAAAAUAGCAAGAAAGAAGCGAUUUACAAGUUGCAGCAAAGGAUUCAGUCUCUUCAGGCUGGAAAAGCCAAGGCUUAGUUUGUUUUACAAAAAGUGCUGUUUAUUGUCCGAUAAGUUGGUUGUCUCAGGAUGUAACUUCUCUUAUGUUUUUUUUUUUUUGAAAGGCAACUUCUCUUAUGCUUUGAACUUCAAUUGUUAUUCAAAAGAUGCAUCUAUUCCCAUCCUACAUGUUACAUACA
This is a messenger RNA of Erigeron canadensis, 668 nucleotides long. Its product is annotated as prefoldin subunit 6. The record is from RefSeq and is a predicted model, not a curated record. Bases 118 to 507 code for a protein of 129 amino acids. Gene Ontology annotation, cellular component: cytoplasm; prefoldin complex. Gene Ontology annotation, biological process: chaperone-mediated protein complex assembly; protein folding. The transcript is spliced from 5 exons. Gene Ontology annotation, molecular function: protein-folding chaperone binding. NCBI's taxonomy places the organism in Eukaryota, Viridiplantae, Streptophyta, Magnoliopsida, Asterales, Asteraceae.